Molecule: messenger RNA, 2771 nt
Organism: Manacus vitellinus (golden-collared manakin)
Lineage: Eukaryota; Metazoa; Chordata; Aves; Passeriformes; Pipridae
Gene: PLEK
Product: pleckstrin
Exons: 9
Coding region: 96-1157 (353 amino acids)
Biological process (GO): intracellular signal transduction; actin cytoskeleton organization
Cellular component (GO): plasma membrane
Source: RefSeq, a predicted model, not a curated record
UGUGAAAUGACACAGCUGUACUGUAAAAACGCCCCAGCCCACAGACUGUGCUGCCAGAGGAACUUUAACUGUUAGAGAGCAGGAUUGCCCAAGACAUGGAGCGAGAACCGACGCGCAUAAGGGAAGGCUACUUGGUUAAGAAGGGCAGCAUGUUUAAUACCUGGAAGCCGAUGUGGGUCGUGCUCUUAGAAGAUGGAAUUGAAUUCUACAAAAGGAAGGCUGACAGCAGUCCCAAAGGGAUGAUCCCACUGAAAGGGAGUUCUAUAAAUAGCCCAUGCCAAGAUUUUGGCAGAAGAAUGUUUGUCUUCAAGCUCACUGCAGCCAAGCAGCAGGACCACUUCUUUCAAGCUGCCUACCUGGAGGAGAGAGAUGCCUGGGUGCGGGAUAUCAAGAAAGCAAUUCGCUGCAUAGAUGGGGGCCAAAGGUUUGCCAGAAAAUCCACAAGAAAAUCUAUCAGACUGCCUGAAACAAUCAACCUGAGUGCUUUGUACACCUCAAUGAAAGAUCCUGAAAAGGGAAUAAAAGAGUUGAAGCUGGAAAAAGAUAAAAGAGUGUACAAUCACUGCUUUACAGGCACCUGUGUGAUUGACUGGCUGGUGUCCAACAACUCUGUCAGAAACCGCAGAGAAGGUCUCCUGCUCGCCUCUUCCCUCCUGAGUGAAGGCUACCUCCAGCCUGCCGGGGAUACAUCCAAGGCUGCUGCUGAGGGGCUGUCAGACACCCCCUUCUUAGAUCUCAGUGAUGCCUACUAUUACUUUCCAGACAGUGGGUUUUUCUGCGAGGGAUAUUCCAGUGAUGAUGAUGUGGUCCUGAAAGAGGAAUUCAGAGGCACAAUUGUCAAACAAGGAUGUUUGCUGAAACAGGGACAUCGGAGGAAGAACUGGAAAGUGAGAAAGUUUGUUUUAAGAGAUGAUCCUGCAUAUCUUCACUACUAUGAUCCUGCUGGAGGAGAAGAACCACUGGGAGCAAUUCACUUGAGAGGCUGCGUGGUGACAGCAGUGGAAGAUAUGCCAGACACCAAGAAGUAUGAUGUUGACAACAUCCUCUUUGAAAUCAUCACAGCGAACGAAACCCACUAUUAUAUGCAAGCAGCCUCAUCCACAGAGCGUUCAGAGUGGAUCAAAGCAAUCCAGACAGUUGCUAGGACUGGAAAAUGAAGAUGACCUGCCAGUGGGAAGACAGACAACUAAAACUGGUUACUCAAAACAGAACAGGAAUUUCAGCAUUUCAGUGAGAGAAAGCAAUAUCAUCCAGAGAGGUGUUCUAAGGCUUGUGGGUUGGGGGUGAGGACAGGUAGAAAUUUUCAAUUCUACAGUGGGCACUAACAAACUAACAUUUUUCCACUUGUGUUAUGGUAAUAUUUCACUGAAUUAUAAAAUAGAACAUUAGUGUGUGCUGCUUAAUCAGCCUACCUUGAGAAGGUUGUACUAAGCAUCUUUCCCUGCUGCCACAGCUGAGAGUGAGAAUUUCACCAUUAACAGAGGACAGUCAUGUCACUGCCUCUCAGGAGCUCGACUAGUCACCCUCCAUUCAGCCUGUAUUGUGUUUCAGGAUUUUCAUGCAUUUCAAAUGCUUCCUCAGACAAGCUUUACACUUUCUCCCUUACCAGAUCUUUUUCCUGCUUGUUCACCUAUUCAAGUAAUGUCAUAGAUUAAGGGAAAGAAAUCAACUCACUUGGACACCUGAUCCACUCCUUUAUAAUCUGUCAGCAUUGAGGGAGGGAAGAAUACAAGCAACUAUGGAAUCACCGUGGGGAAAGCAAGUACAGCCCAAUGACAGCAGUAUGAGGAAAAGUCUCUUCCCACAAUAUUUCAAACAUGAAGCAAACUCACUUCAACUUCUUUAUCACCCAACUUUGCUCUUUGCUAAAUUUCUCCACAAGAAUCUGCAGUAGGACCAAUGUAUCCCUUUGUUUAGGUCUGCAAAGCAGUUGCUAAGGUGUCAUGUACUGUAUUAUGCUUGAAUUAAGAAUCUUCCAGGAAAAGGGAAACAAGCCAUGAACUGGUUACUUGAACUGCUGAUUGAAGUGGGUUUGACCAGCUUUUUAUUUUUUAACCUCCAGCAACAUACUCAGUCCUUGAUUCUGUACCUUGAGAGGAACCUUGUGCUUGCUGUAACUGAAAUCAAUGUUAUUAUUUGACAGGAUCAGGUUACCUGAUCUAUCCUUGUAUUUUUGUCUGACUGUAUAUCAAACAAACUUCUAAGUCUUAAACUCUAAGCAGGAGUUGAAAGUCAAGUUAAUGUCAGAUUUUGCAUGUAGACUGUUCCAAGUGCAACUUCAAAACUUCUAAACCUCCGUUUGCAGACCUAAUAAGGUACCUUAUCCUUAAAAAUUCUUAUUUGGAUCUCUCCAGUCUAAUAAUAAACCUGGAGCUAAAGUUUCUCUUCAAUUCUGCUUAAUCAUACCUGUAGCUGAGCUAAUGAGCCUGAAGCUCUGUUGCCUUGUGUUAUUUAUCCCAAAGAAAACACAGCCUUUCAGGGACAGCAGGCUGGGAGACAGUGGAUCAUCAUGUCCAUCUAAGACAACCGGUGGAAAUCAGCUUCUGGCAGGGAUUUCCUGUCGCUUAUGCACGUUGACAGGGUGGCUGAAGCCUGGUGUGUCCUUCUGAGGAAGGAAGACUCAUGGUGAAAAGAUACACUGCUUUUCCUGGCCUGCUUUCUUGAUAAUUGCUGCUUGUCACUGCCUAUUUCUGCUUUCAGAGCUCACUAACCCAAAAAUACCCAAGGGCACAGGAAAAUAGAAAAAACCCCACCCCUCACAAGCAAACAAC